AACACUGUCCCUGCUAGUUUUCUAAGUUUACUGCAAUCUCUGCACGGGGGGAGGGAGAGAGAGGGAGAGAGAGACAGAGAUUACCAACAUGAGUGCAGGUAGAGAGUUUAGGGCAAGACUCCUUCCAGCUUCAACAACUGGCUUGGUCCCGUGAUGUGUGUAGCCGUGGACAGUGGAAUAAACCCAUAUGAUCAGUGAAAGAAGCCAAAGGAAUUUGGACAACACAUAAAAAAUCAAAUAUGAUGAAGAAUGAAGAAACGAGUUUUAAUGUGGACAGUACCCAAGCCUCUCCCUUCUCCCGCUGCCUGCAGCCUCUAAGCCCAGUUACAAAGCCACACAGAACAACUCCAUUUGGUGAAGAAUUCAGACCGCACCUCUCACAUUUCCGCUAUGGUCCUCCUCCUCUUGGAGACAUGGAAACAUUCCAGGGUUCCUUGGAAGGAGGGUCUCGGAAACGGAAGAGCAUGCCAACAAAAAUGCCUCCUUCCAUCGCUCUUGAGGGUUCCUCGUCACCACCAGGCAGACCUGAAGAUCACAAUGACAUAGGCGCUUCCAGUCUCCCCUUGGUUUUCCAGCAGCCAGCACAGCCCAAAUACAGUUCCCAGAUGAUCGACCUUUGCAACUUUGGUUUUCAGUUCUACAGAACCCUGGAGCACUUUGGAGCCAAGCCAAUUAAGCAAGAACCAGUGAAGCCUAACAUCGCAUGGCCCAGUAGCCCAGCAUUCAUGCAGGCUCCUUACCCUUAUUACCCUAAAGUCCACCCUGGCUUAAUGUUUCCUUUUAUUGUGCCACCAAACUUUCAUUUCAGGAACCCCUUUCAAAUGAAAAGACCUCCAGAGCCACCAUUCAGGAGGGCUGAAGUAAAAGAAAGUGGUGAAAAUAAACAGAAAGUGGAAAGAGUAGAUGUCAACCUUCAGAUAGAUGACAGUUACUAUGUUGAUGUUGGGGGUGAACAGAAACGCUGGCAAUGUCCCAUGUGUGAGAAGUCCUACACAUCCAAGUACAAUUUGGUGACCCAUAUCUUGGGGCACAGUGGCAUUAAGCCACACGCUUGCACCCGUUGUGGCAAGCUUUUCAAGCAGCUGAGCCACUUGCACACACAUAUGUUGACACACCAGGGCACUCGGCCACAUAAAUGCCAGGUGUGCCACAAGGCUUUCACUCAAACCAGUCACCUUAAGAGACACAUGAUGCAACACAGUGACAUCAAGCCUUACAACUGCAGGAUCUGUGGCAGAGGCUUUGCCUACCCCAGUGAGCUGAAAGCACAUGAGUCUAAGCACGAGAGUGGCCGAGAGAACAUUUGUGUGGAGUGUGGUCUGGACUUCCCAACCCUGGCCCAGCUGAAGAGACACUUAACAACCCACCGUGGCCCUAUACAGUACAAUUGCACUGAAUGUGAUAAGACCUUCCAGUACCCGAGCCAGCUGCAAAACCACAUGAUGAAGCACAAAGACAUCCGCCCCUACAUCUGCACUGAAUGUGGCAUGGAGUUCGUGCAGCCCCAUCACCUCAAACAGCACUCCCUGACUCACAAGGGUGUGAAAGAGCACAAAUGUGGGAUUUGUGGCCGGGAAUUUACUCUGCUGGCCAACAUGAAGCGACAUGUCCUGAUCCACACCAAUAUCAGAGCCUAUCAAUGCCAUUUGUGCUUCAAGAGCUUUGUGCAAAAGCAGACUCUCAAGGCCCACAUGAUUGUUCACUCUGAUGUCAAACCCUUCAAGUGCAAGCUGUGUGGAAAAGAAUUUAACAGAAUGCAUAAUUUAAUGGGACACAUGCACUUGCACUCAGACAGCAAGCCUUUCAAGUGCCUGUACUGUCCCAGCAAAUUCACCUUGAAGGGGAACCUAACCAGGCACAUGAAAGUCAAACAUGGGGUCAUGGAAAGAGGAUUUCAUUCUCAAGGUUUUGGAAGAGGAAGAAUUGCUCUGUCCCAGACAAAUGUCUUGAGAAGUUUGGAACAGGAAGAGCCCUUUGAUCUUUCUCAGAAAAGCCAAGGGAAGGGAAUCUCUUUUCAUUCGGAUGGCGAGAGUGCCAAGGGAAGUUCAUGCCAGGAAGAAGAGGAAGACAACUGCUAUGAGGCAGAGCAGUACAGCCCUGCCAUGUACCACCACGACGACAACAAGCUGUACGCAGCUCAAGAUCUGCCUGGCAAAUCCGAGUGCAUGAUGAAGGACUUCCGAGAGUCCUACUGCAAUGAGAAGGAAGAAGUGUUAAGUGAGGGAGGACUGGAGAGGAGAAAAGGAAAUUCAGACAAACAGGAGAACCAAGAAGAGAGAGACCUUGUGACGAACAAAGAACACGUCAGCUUUAGAUCCUUUGAAAAAGCCAGACUUGGCCACUCUCUCUCUGAUUACUUGUAUUUCAAGCACAGGAACAAGAGUUUGAAAGAAUUGCUGGAAAGAAAAAUGGAAAAACAAACAAUGCUUAUAGGCAUUUAAAAAGGACAUUUUAAAACAGAUGGAAAAUGGGAGCCAGAUAGCUUUUAACAUGAACUGUAAUUUACCAAAGCCUGGAAGUUUGUAGCAGUCUUUAGAAAUAAACAAGCGAAAUUAAUAAAAAUAAUUUAAGGUAAAACACAUACAUCCAAAGAACAAAGCAGUCCAAGGUCACCAAGGAAUGCAAUAGAUAUUGAACAAUAACAUUUUUAUACUUAUCCAUUUGAUGUAUAAGCAGACAAUGGAGUGGGUACAGAAGUUUAUUUUCCUUUAACUGGGGAUAUUAACUUAUAUGCAAUUUUCUAGUUAUCAAAACCAGCAUACUUUAGCGUUUGUUUUAUUAUCUGACUAAAUAUAUAUGAACACUUCUAACCAUACAUCUCAAAAAAAAUCUGAAAAUACUAACUAUUUCACAGUAUAAGCAAGAGUACUAUUAAACAUGGCGUGCAUGAAAAUUCUGUCAGUCUUACAACUAACACAGUCCAAAUACUUUCAUUUACUGAAGUGACUGGUAGCUAACUACUUACAAUGAGAAAUGGGAAACAAAUUAGGAUGAAAUGCUAAUGUCUUGUGAGAUAGUGAAAGGCAGCUCUGUAAGGCUUUGAAAGGACUGUAAUUUAUUAUGGCCACAGAAGCUUUUCCUCUGGCACAAGGCAUGUUUGUGUUUCGCUAUGUUUCAGUCAGUAUGGGAGUAUUCAGCUAUUCUUCAAGCGAAAUAGUAUGGACUGUGUUGACAUUUUGUUAUACUGUCUGCUCAGGCCAAUACACCUAAUGAGCAUCAGCAGCAUGUAGCAUUUGCAAGUCUUGCUGUAAUUACACCUAAAGCAGUAAGAGUAAUUUCAUUGAGAAAGUUAUUGAGUUAUUGAGAAAUUUUGCUGUUUAUCUCUUCAGUUUAUUUUGGCUAGCAAGGAUGAUUUUGAAAUACAAAGGUCUAAUCAGCUUUUAUUUUAGAAGGUAUGCCAGAAAAGAGCCCUUAUGGAGCAAGCAGUACCUCAUAGAGGAAAACUGGAUUUGGAUUUCUUAUCAGAGUCAGAAAUUUUCCCUUAACAACGUGGCUUGACCAGUAAGCUCCAGGCCUUUCAGAAGAAUUCCACUUGCGCUGUUUUUCUGAGUCAUUCCCAAUUUUUCAUCCUCUGAUUCCCAUACAAUUAUAUGUUCAUAACAAAGGUGCUAAAAGCACAUUCCAUUAAGCACAUUCCACCAAUUGCAUGAAUAGUUUGACCAGCACCUUGACUCCUGCAUCUUCAAGAUAAAUGGCAAACCGACCCAUACCAUCCUAUUGCUUAUAAGGAACUACAGAUUUAAUAAGUCUUUUAAUUAGUCCUAUGUCAUUCUGACAUCCCAUCUCAAAAGGUUAAAAUCCACAUAUGUGGUGCACCUUUUUCAAAUAUUACUACCUUCUUAACUUACCUGUAAAGUUCUUGAUUUUAAAUACCUUGCUAUCAUGCUCUAUAUAUAGCAAGUUAUAAUUCAAUAUAGUCAUAUACUUAUGGCUUGCUAAGGCUAGAAUCAUGUAGCUGCAGCUCUCUGCCAUUAUAAGAAAUGAUUCACCUUACAGAACUAAUGAUUCUCACACCUACCAGUUAAUCAGCGCUCACAGGGCAACAUCCCAUAUUAAUCAUAUAAAACUGGGUUUCUGUAGUCUGGGGUUGCAGAAGGUGGUUUCAUUUUUCAGGGCUCAAACAUGGCAUGAUAAAGAUUCUGAAUGAAGAGCAGAAAAAGCUGUUGAUAGAAGAAGCCGUAACAAACAGAUUAGUCUUCUAUGUGUAAUUAACUCUACAGCUGGUGUACGGACUUUUUUAAAACAAAAAGGGUAUACCAAAUUGAAGUGGAAUGUAGGUCACUUUAGGCCUGGAAUUACUGUUGUGUUUCAGAAUGAGGUGUAUUUCAGAGGUACCUAGCCAUGUUUUUUCAGUGAUGAACUAUUUUAUCAUAUACAUGCAACUUCCUUGCUUCCACUGCAAGAUAACUCCUCUUGAAAAAGGAGCUAUCUAUCUUUCAAGGUAUACAUUGUGGUCAAGCAGAAGAAUCAGAAAAUGUUUAGAGUAAUGUGUGUAACCGCAUUCUUUCUUAGACGAGAGGGGAAAUGAUCAGGUAGAAAUUCAGCAUGUUCUGGGAUAUUGUCUCUUAGAAAUGGGAACAAGUCCUUCAGUUACCUUCUUGGCAAUAUCUUGUCUCUGUCAGACGAAAGCUCCUGUGUGGGAACGUACAGAGUGAAGAGCCGGGAGCCACUGACUCUUAGAAAUGUCCCUCUCAAGGUGGUGGAGUUUCCAGCUGCGCAUGAUUCAAGAUCAGUCCUCCACCUUUGCAGCUUUAUUAGUUCCUAUGUUAAGAGGAGUAAACAAGGAACCAGGAACCUUGUUGCAAUUUUUAGAAUGGUGACCAUGCAGAUGGGUGGAACUUAGCAAGCCCCUUCACUUUGCUGGUGGGUAAAGCAGAAGGGCAUGCAGCCCUUCCAUUGCAAAGCCCCGUUGUCUAUGUAUUGGAGAGUGUUAUGGGACAGGUAGACAAUCCCUAUCAAGAAAUGUGAUUACAUAUUAACAGCUCCCAGUAGAUAACUCAUAACAACAAAAAUGAUGUCUACUGCAAGUAUGCAGUCCAGAGUUCCCUUACAGACCUCGUAAGGGAAAAUUGCCAGACGUGUCCUUAGGAAAGAAAAUCACUGCAAACAGUUCUGGGUUGUCUGAAUGGUUAACCCAAACACUUUCAACCACACUGUCACUGCAGCCAAUUUAUCCACUUCUACAAUCCCACUUCUCAUUGGAGCAAAAGCAACUGCCAACCACAUACAGACAGGUGGAAUAAGUGUGCAAUGCUAUUUGGGAAUAAUUUGUAAUGUGAAUCCCUUUUCUUGCAUUCUUCCUAGAAAGCGGAGAAUAUUCCAUUACAAUGAGGCUUUGAGACUGUGCCCGGUCACAUAGUCAUACUAAGAUAAUCCACAAACGCUCAAGGCUAAUUCGUGUCAGAAUAGCAAAGAACCCACCUAAAACUGUAAGUCACCAGUCAGAGGAAUUGCAAACAAAACUAUUACUGAGAUAAGGAGACAGUGCCAAGUGACCCAAGCAAAGAGAUUAGGAGAUGAUAGUCCUCUCUACUGUAGAACAUAAUGCAGCUGGGUCUAAGAAACUUGUUACAAACAGUCCCCGAGGGACAAAUCAAAAGUGAAAUAACAGCCUUCAUUGUGAAGCACCUUGCUUUUCAAACAUAAGUUAUUUUCACGCUAUUUACAUUGGCACCGUUUUGGGAACAGACAGUAACAGUCUUUGCUUUUUAAUAGCUUUGAAAAUGCUUUAUAGAAAGUUGCUCUCAUAAUAAAGUUAUUUCCCAUUUUUAAUUUUUGAGGAAUUAGCUUCCUUGUUUUGCUUUGAAUAGAGGCUCAGAAGUCCUGUAGACAUAUUCCUGUGUCGUGGACCUUGGGGAUAUAUUUUUUUUUUUACUCCUUCCUAAUCUAUCUAUCUUCUUCUUGCUAUGUUGUGGAAAAAAACUUUAUCUGUCACUUCUCUGCUAUUUGGGUUUUCAGCUCCUGGUAGCACAUGAAAUUAAAGCCCAGUCUCCACAACCUCUAUAUUAAAUCACAUCCAUACCUUUCCCUGCAUAUUAUUUGAAGCCUAGCUUCAUCCUCUUGGAGAGCAUCCGAGCAUAUAAGGAUGGCCGCAAACUGUGGUAUACAACUGAGAUGUUUUCCAAACUCAUACAGUCUGAGAUGUUUCAAGAAGCCAUGCUGAGGAAAGGUAAAUUGGCCACACCAUCAUGAGUCUGGGCAAGUGAAGGCACGUGGUUUGUUAAAUCAGAGGGUUUUUUUCUGCUGUUAAGGGCAGCAGGGAGAAUUCUGCAAGACACUGUACAGAACAGAGUAGGUGGAUGAAAAGUUGGGUUAGUAAAAUUUGAGGGUAAAGAACUACAACAUAUUUACUGAAAAAGUGAAGUCGUAGGUAACCCUGGAACAAGCUGUUCUGAGGCUGGCCACAAGAACUCAGCCAUCGCCUUGUGAACCGGAGUUCUCCUGGCUGCUGGGCAGCCUCCAGUCUGUGAAGGCAAGGACAGGUGCUCUGUGUUCACCAGCUCAAAGGAUAAAACUGUUUAUGAUGAUAUUAUAGUAUAAUUUAUCCUGUGCCACGUCCUAUAAAACCAGAUACUGGAAAGACCAAGUAAUGCUACUCUACCCACCUCUUUACAACUCUGUGUUGAUCUACUAGCUAUUUUCUUAUUUCUCUCUUCAUAUGGUGCUGCUGGACUCUGCUGUUAUGAGUGUACAGUUAAGAAUUAAUAUAAGUACUAUAUUUAUUAUUCCAAGAAGUUUUUAAUAAUUAUUAACAGUUUUGAAAAUAGGUCGUGUCUGCUUAGCUGAACAAGAUGUAACAGAGCUAACAUUUUGUACUCCUAACAGAUUUUGCAAAUAAUGUGGUGUAUAUUUAUUUCAUAUACAACACCAGGUUCCUAUUUAAAGUCCCAACUCAAGAAAUGGACCAACUAUCUGUGAAUAUUUACUUUCUGGCUUUCUAUCUCAAUCAUAAAAGCAUGUAUUAUGUAUUGUAUUAAAUUAAGCAAAUAAAUAUGUACCGGAGAA
Messenger RNA from Chroicocephalus ridibundus (black-headed gull), 7005 nucleotides. It is a transcript of the gene ZNF366, whose product is annotated as zinc finger protein 366. The transcript is spliced from 6 exons. Lineage: Eukaryota; Metazoa; Chordata; Aves; Charadriiformes; Laridae. The coding region runs from base 240 to 2441 and encodes 733 amino acids. The record is from RefSeq and is a predicted model, not a curated record.